AUGAAGUCGAUUCUCAUUGUAGGUGCCACUGGAGCUCAAGGCGGCGCCAUUCUCCGUCACCUUUCCAGCACUGGACAAUACAACAUCACGGCCUUCACACGCAGCGCAACAUCCCCCAAGGCUAUUGAACUAGCCGCUCUGCCCAACGUUAAGAUCGCUGUCAGUGACGCCGCAACUGGCUAUGACACCAAGGCGUUUUUGGCCGCUGCCUCAGAUGUAGACUACGUUCUGGUGAACACUGAUGGAUUCGCGCUCGGAGAGCAAGCUGAGACGUAUUGGGGAAUUCGAUUGUUUGAAUUAUCUGCUAGGGCUGGAGUCAAGCACUUCAUCUUCAGUGGUCUUGACUCUGUUGGGCCCAAAUCUAACUAUGAUCCUGAUCUCUACGUUGGACAUUAUCAAGGCAAGGCUAGAAUUCAAGACUGGAUCCAUGCACAGAAAGAGGUAAAAAUGCAGUGGAGUAUUAUCAGAUCAGGUCCAUAUAUGGAACUCCUCUCUGCAGUCAUGUCACCUGCCAUUGAACAGGACGGUUCACUCACCUUCCAACUCCCUCUUGACAACGGCUCAAUCCCAUUCAUCCACCUCGACGAUUUCGGCAAAUAUGCUGAUUGGGCGCUGCAGCAUCCUGAUGAGUCGAACCACCUGGACUUUGGCAUUGUCACCGUUCUCGCAACUGGUGAGCAAAUUGCCAAAGCUUCCGAGAAGGUCAGCGGAAAAAAAAGUCGUUUCGUCAAUGUCCCCAUUGACAUUUGGAACUCUGUUGCCUGGAAAGCUCUUCCCAAUGGUUCGGAUACCAAGAUUGGCUUCCAGACUGUCAAGGACGAUAGUGGACUACUCAUGACGUAUGGGGAGAACUUCAAGAACUGGUGGAACCUUUACAAGGCGAGUCCCAGCGACAAUUCGGGAUUGAUUCAGAGAGACUUUCAGUUUUUGGAUAGAAUUGUUCCAGAUCGUGUCAAGACUGUUGAGGAGUGGAUGAAAAGGGUUCAAUAUACUGGUGAUAAACAGGAUCUCCUUAAUCUGGAGGCUCAUACUAAGUAG
Messenger RNA from Fusarium redolens, 1038 nucleotides. RefSeq lists its product as uncharacterized. The transcript is spliced from 2 exons. NCBI's taxonomy places the organism in Eukaryota, Fungi, Ascomycota, Sordariomycetes, Hypocreales, Nectriaceae. The record is from RefSeq and is a predicted model, not a curated record. The coding region runs from base 1 to 1038 and encodes 345 amino acids.